Messenger RNA from Racocetra persica, 163 nucleotides. Lineage: Eukaryota; Fungi; Glomeromycota; Glomeromycetes; Diversisporales; Gigasporaceae. The record is from the annotation of a GenBank genome assembly.
AAUGAUUUUGAACAAGAUAGCUCCAGUUAUGAUUCUGCAGAAUCGAUCAUGAAUAGUGAAUUUGCAGUAUAUUCCCAUAAUAGUGAACCAGCAUAUUCUAAUGAUAUUGAAUAUUCAAGACCAGCCUUAGCCAAAUGUAAAUCUUUUUUCAGAAGAUUUUUAG